UUUCUUUCCCUCCCCACCACCCCCCUCGUACUACAAGAGAUUAGAGUGUCUUUGUUCCUUCGUGACUCACGCCAACAUGAGCGAAGCUUCACUCUUAGCAUCCCAACUCUGGUCUCAAAUGCCUCGAGUAGGCGACACAAGGACGCGGCGGCGACGGCUGCGGCGGAGGAAGGUAAAGGGAGACGCGAAGAAGAGGCGGCUGAGUGACGAGCAAGUCAGGUUCCUGGAGAUGAGCUUUAGGGACGAAAGGAAGCUGGCGUCGGGGAGGAAAGCCCACAUCGCCGCCGAGCUCGGGCUCGACGGGAAGCAGGUGGCCGUCUGGUUUCAGAACCGGCGGGCGAGGCACAAGAACAAGCAGCUGGAGGAGGCCUACCUCAAGCUCAAGCUGGAACACGAAGGCGUCGUCGUCGAGAAAUGCCACCUCGAGAACGAGGUGUUACGACUGAAGGAGAAGCUUUUGGAAGCCGAAGAGGAGAUCAGGAAGCUCUCGUGGAGCGUGAAUGGAGGCAACCUCGGCUCGUCCUUCUCAGCCGUGAGCCAGCAGCCAAUACAUGGAGAGUUCGGAACGGAAGCAGAAGCUGAACUUGCUUACUUGGACGAGUAUGACUUCUACAACUACACGAUGGAGUGGACUAAUCCAUAUGGCAUAUAAAGAUCAUUGCAAUCACUGUCAUUCAUAUAUGUGAUUAAUCCUCGUAGAUUCAACAACGUGAAUCUCUAGUUGUAAAUUAAGAUUGAUGUAGCAAUUGAUGUAGCAUGUGCAAAAAGGGGGAUAAUGCUGCAACUAUUUAGUUCUGUAAAGCCUUAUUAUUAUCCAGAAAGUCACAAAGUAGGUGUUUGAUCUCCCAAGAACAUGAGAGAGACAUGAGAAAUGGCAGGACUUUCUAUGAAGAGGGUUGAAAGAGAGGGAAGAACGAACCAAAAGCUGCUCAUGGUUGUCACUUUCUUGCAGCUUUUGAGGAGUCCUUGUGGUGGUAGUGGUGGUGUGAAAACCCAACCCUGCUGCUUGUCUCUGCUGUUGUAAUGUCCAUUGUCCAUUAUGUUUCUUCCUCUACCCUGCAUCUC
Molecule: messenger RNA, 1065 nt
Organism: Musa acuminata AAA Group (dessert banana)
Lineage: Eukaryota; Viridiplantae; Streptophyta; Magnoliopsida; Zingiberales; Musaceae
Product: homeobox-leucine zipper protein HOX14-like
Exons: 3
Coding region: 77-652 (191 amino acids)
Biological process (GO): positive regulation of DNA-templated transcription
Cellular component (GO): nucleus
Molecular function (GO): DNA-binding transcription factor activity, RNA polymerase II-specific; sequence-specific DNA binding
Source: RefSeq, a predicted model, not a curated record